Molecule: messenger RNA, 387 nt
Organism: Linum trigynum
Lineage: Eukaryota; Viridiplantae; Streptophyta; Magnoliopsida; Malpighiales; Linaceae
Source: the annotation of a GenBank genome assembly
AUGGAAGUUCACCACAACAAUAUGAUGGCAUGCCUCGAAGAACUUCUAGCCAAACUCGAGGAAAUUAUGGCCCGCCGCCGUGCGACCAACAUCCAUACAGAAUCAGCAGAUCCGUCAGAGGUGACGACAAAUGAUGGCUCGACAGUCAUGGACGAAGCCGCUGACUUCGACGCAGUGGAAAAGGAGUCCUUGACCUCAGGAGAUGAGGCAACCAAAGGCUCUGCGGCAGGCGCGUGCCUUGUGACGGUGGCUGGAGUGGUGGCGGCGCAAGAGGGCCUGAUACUGCAAAAUUUUCACGCUCAACCAUGCGGACGCCAAAGGAGAUCUCCAAUGAGUUCACUGUCCCAGCCCAAGAGGGCAAAGCGGCACCGUUUAUCGCUGCUGUGA